AUGCCUCAUAAACGCGGACAGAAGAGGAAAUUACAUCCGUACAUGGACUCUACGCAUCCCCAAAUGCAGGCCAUUCAUCCCAUGAGCUUUAUGAACCCGAACUUUAUGGGGAUGAUGCAUGGAAACAUGGCCAUGAUGCAACCUAUGUUGCCUCCAAACAUGCCUGUCAUGAAUGCUCAAAUGCCUAUGAUGCAACAUAAUAUGCCUGCAAUGCAGCACAUGUUGCACCAGAACAUGAUGGGAAUGAUGCAUGGAAACAUGCCCAUGAUGCAUUCCAUGAUGAAUGGAAACAUGCCAAUGCAAAUGAUGCAGCCGGGCAUGAUGAUGCCCCAGGUGGGUUCCAUUGGCCCUUUUGGUGGACCGGCAUCGACUGCAAGUGCUCCACUACCAGGGAACAGUGCCUCCAUGGUGGUUGCCUCAUCAAGUGCCAGUGCUCCAAUAGUCACAACUGCUUCAAGUUCUGCCACUGUCUCAAUCGCACCGAGUGCUGCCAGUGUCCCCAGUACACACAGUGCUUCCACCAGUUCACCCAAUGAUGACAUUCUCGAGUGUGCUACAAUCGCCUCCAAUGCUUCAGAGGACUGUUUUUUGGAGGAGGAAGAAGAGGCUGAAAAAACAGAAAUUGUGCAGGGGAAUCCUAAGCAUUGUGGAAUGUACCUGCCAGGCUCGUCUGAGGCUGAUGAUGUAGUCCCCAUUCAAAUAUCGAAGGCAUCAACCUCUAAGGCAGCUGCCAAGCCAACAGAUGCUAAAGCAGGAAGAAAGAAUGGGUCACUUAACAAAGCCACUGUUUCUAAACUGAAAAGAGACGCUGAGGAAUGGGCCAAUAAGGAGCAGUCUUCUGAAGAACCAGCUACCAGGAGAACUAGCCGAAGGCAAGGUGGAAGCACUCGAGACAAGGUUGGGGCCCUGCGCCAGCAGAACCAGCAGAAGGAGUCCCAGCCCAAGGCUACUAGGAACUCAAAAUCCAAACAGCCUGACUUUGGAAAUGAAUUUUCGGAGGAUGAGGAUGAUAACUUAGAAUACUACUGA
Thrips palmi is the source of this 1029-nucleotide messenger RNA. RefSeq lists its product as uncharacterized. The transcript has 4 exons. NCBI's taxonomy places the organism in Eukaryota, Metazoa, Arthropoda, Insecta, Thysanoptera, Thripidae. Bases 1 to 1029 code for a protein of 342 amino acids. The record is from RefSeq and is a predicted model, not a curated record.